Suillus bovinus is the source of this 6126-nucleotide messenger RNA. RefSeq lists its product as uncharacterized. Lineage: Eukaryota; Fungi; Basidiomycota; Agaricomycetes; Boletales; Suillaceae. Bases 1 to 6126 code for a protein of 2041 amino acids. The record is from RefSeq and is a predicted model, not a curated record. The transcript has 19 exons.
AUGUUGCAUCCAUAUCGUGAUGUUUUCCAGACUUUUCCCGCCUAUCGGAAGGGAUCGCGUCCAGUUACGCCUGAUGCUGACCGUUCUUCUGAGUCCCAUCGCAGACCUGGCUCGCAGCACAGACCGAAGUUGAAAUACCAGCUGGUAUCCCAAACAACCAGUGUCAGAUCGGAUAGUGAUGAGGAAGCUUCAUCACUGCCUUUAGUUUGGGUUGAAGUCCGGGACAACAUUAUCCCGCCUCACGCUGUUCCAUUCACCUCGGAUAGUCAUGGCCCUCUUUUUAUUGCCCGAGCUUAUCUAGAAGGAACAUUUUGUCUAGGCAAGGCUGGUCCUCAACUUACUAGCGGUGCCAUCAUUAGCUAUGGAAGUCAGGAUAUAACGGUGGCCCGGUAUGAUGUACUCGUGUGCGCCGGACGGCUGAGUUGGGGGAUUCCACAUUCUUCCGGGGCAGGCUUUAUGCGCCAGGACACCAUGAUUACAAGACAUGACAUCAACUCCGAUAUUGAACGAACCCUCAUGUAUCGUCAGGAUAUUUCUGAAAACGCCCACAAUCUCGCAGAUAAUCACGACAGGGUGGAUCACGGCCAGCGUGCGGCAACUCCCGAUCCCAACCCCGCCAUUAUCGCAUCCCAUACUAGAACCCAGCGCAGCAACUCUACAUAUGGCCUCUCGUCAAAAACUUUAGACGUUAACAUGUUGAAAGCCUGCGAUACCUCCAUUUCUCUGAAAUCUCCUCUCGAACUAACGCAGCGGUCACGAUCACUCCCUCCCCGGGCUAGAACUUCAGCCGAGUCAAGCCUUGAUGCCAGGGCGGAACUGGGUACUUUUCAGCGCGACAUUGCGCAAAGCGCUAGUGUCACUACGGUCAUUACGUCUGCCACUCGUAGACCUGAGUAUGCGCCGGUGUCCCGCCCAAAUGCGGUAGCGUCAUCAAAACCUCGAGUUCGCCUCGAUUGCGCCAUUCAAGAAUCUCACAGGCUCUCCACCGUGGUUAGUGCUGCUGAAUACUCUGCAAGUGAGCAACGCACUCCAGUCCGUUCGUUUGGUGGAUCCAAAAUCACAGGGUUCCGCGAGGCGAUGAAUGUCGAUGACUGGAGUGAAUAUAGCAGUCCACCGCCUGAACCUCCAGCUCAAUCGGCACAUGCCGGUUUUGUCCAGGAUGUCUUACCGCUUCGAAGAUAUCCAAACACUGGUAUCACUGCUUCCACGCCUGUGGAUCACCACACCACACAGUUCUUGUCGACUUCGGCAACGAACUACUCGUUGGCAAGCAAUACCAUUAAUCCUCGGUUCAUUAAUAGUUCUAAUCCCUCGCUGAAGGACGACUCUCAGGUUACCUCCACGCAUCGCUCAUUUUCCUCUCACAAAAUGUCGAGUGAUUCGCCACUGCCUCGAACAUCUACAGCUUUCUCUCGUGGUACUUGGGCAGGCACCCAAGGAAGCCCCGUUUUAGGUCUCUGCACCCUCGAUGACGUCAAAGGCACGAGCAUAUAUGAGUCAAAGCCAGCCAACUAUCCCGUACACCCUCCCGCAGACAAUAUCGGCACCUCUGCCGAUUUAGGCGAUUUUGGGCAUGUCGACCAGUAUGAUCAAUGGGCAUAUCCCGUUGCCAAGGCGCAUGUAUGGCAAAGUGAUGUGCAGGACACGAAAUAUCAACCAAAGGAUAGCUCAAGUCAUGUUUCACGACCCCCUACAUUUCCAUCUACCGAACCACCCUCAGCACAGAUCUCUCUCGUUAGCGAUCGUACAGACGUUGAUCUACGUUCGACUCAUUAUUCAAAUCAUGGCAUGUCAAAGAGUCCUACCGAGACGUCCUCUGAGGACGGAAGCAUGACCACCUUGGAGGAGCAGGUGUGUGGUUGUGGCUUGGAGCGUGUAUGUGACUCCGAGCAUUGGCAGCUUGUCUCACGAACAACUUUUGGCAUCGAGGCGCAAACUUGUGAUGGUGCCGAAAGUGAUGUAGUCACCAGCGAGCUUCCCGCGCCAAUCGCCAUCAAUCCGUCGAACGCUGGGAUCGUGACGGGCGAAGUCGAUGUUCUGCCUGACCCUGUGCCACACGUCACUUCUAUGUCUCAAAUAGCUAGAGACAGCAGACAGGGGCACAGUCAUGUCGUAGUGCAGGAAUACGCCCUCGAACGAGAGCUCAUUCGAGAAAAUCGGGUCGCAGUUACUGCACUAUCCCAAACUACAAGCACGGCAGAGUUAACAUCGGAUGUUGCCUGUCGUGAAAACUUAGUAGCUGAAAAAUCUGCACCGUUGUCGACUAUUACGUGUACUCCGAGCUUGCCUCCUUCACAACGGCAGUCUGCCCAGACAAUCUCAUGUAGCGACGACUCAGUUACGGACGACAAGCUCCGUAGGCAUCGUGAGUACGCAGACUCAUCUGUCCUUGCCUGCGUGUCUCUGGCACACGAGGAAAACAAUACUUCAACCAGAAUCAUUGCGGUCGAGAGCACACAGAAGCCAAGUCCAGCAUCAAAUGACUGUCCAAACACAUUUUUCACUGAAAGUACAUUGACGACAGUUAAGAGUCCCUCUCUGACUGUUGACAGACACGAGGAACCCUAUAGUCAAGAUGCAACCAAGGACAAACCUAGUCAAGUCUCCUCCACUUUGAAACUUGAUGAAGAUGUAUCCAUAGAUAAUAUGCGCCAAACUGUGGAGGGCAGAGAAGACUAUCGUGAAAAAGGGACGGAAAGUGAGGUUAAGUCAAACCUAACAUCCUGUUCCCGGACUGUCGGGAUGGUCGAAGGAUACAUGUCGAAGUCUGUGGUAUUGGACAAUGAUAGGGGGGUGAAUAAGGGCGCCGAUGGUGCCGCGUUGUCCCUGUCCUCUGUCAAUCCUGAGUCAAAAGUGUUGUCUCCCUCCGGACCGAGUGUCCCGCAGGACUCCGGAACGGAAACUGAUCGUAUUGAAUCUGGAUACGGACACCGGUCUUUAGGCGUUGAGACAGUGUCAAAGAUUUCCGUCCAGAUAUCUAGCCAUGAUUUGACUGAGAGCAGUGAAGGAUACGUACAAAGACAGUCAGCCCUAAACGUAUCCUUUGGCGACGAGCGAGUUACUGACGAUAAGCUCAACAGGGGUCAUGAAGAGGUAGACUCCUCUGUGCUCGUCCGAUCGCCCUUGGUACCUGCAGAGAAUAUUGGAACACCAGCAUCAGCCACACGAAGAGCUGUCGAGAACACGCAGAAGUCGAGUCAAGCAUCCAAUGAUCUUACGGACUCGUCUUUGCCUGAAGGCACGUGGAUGAUGGGUACUACUCAAGGUUCCUCUACUCCAAAUGUUCACGUCGAGCACGAACGAGUGCUUGAAUCAUCAGAUUAUAUGCACCAGGAUUUGGAUGGCAGAGGAGAGUAUCACGCACGGCAGGCGAACAGUGAGGUCACGCUUCGAACGAAGUCUUAUUCUAGUGCCGUCGAGAGUCUCGGGCAAUCCGAGAGUGCGAUGGUAUUGAACGCUAGUGGCCGAUCAGAUGAGCAACCUAAUCAAUACUUUCCCGCCCCGAAAUCCGACAGCAACGAACAGGCAGACUGUGUGCACCAGACUUCAGAGAGUAGAGGCCUUCAUGAACUGGAGACGGAAAGCGAGCUUAUGAUAUCGCAUUCCCAUUCUGUCGAGCGAUCCACGUCAAAGACUGCAGUAUCGAAAAAUACUACGCAAAUGGAUGAGGACACCAAUGUUCCUGCAUUGCCUCCGUCCCAGAUGACCACGCUGGCUCCUUCUAAUCCGGGUAUCCUACAGAGUAUGGGAGUCGAUUUUAUACAGUCCGGGGUUGAAACAGGUUCAAUUCAUCUUGUGCAGACCUCGAACCAUGAUUGCUCGACUGAGAGCAAAGGGUAUCGAUCACCCCAGUCAUUCUCUUGUAGUGAAGAGCCUGAAGCAACCUCAUCAGUCCACGUCUGUCCGUCCUUGGCACCAAAUACUUCAGAUUUACCGUCAUCCAUGGACAAAGCAGUCGACAACUUGCAGAAGUCGAGUUUGGUCUCUAAUGAAAUUUCGAGAUCAUCUAUCACAUCAACAUGUCACAAUCAGUCUCUUGUCGCUAGCACGCAUGAAGAAUCCUGUGGCCGAGAUAUGACCAAUGGCCAGCUUCAAAGUUCAUCCUCUCCAACACGUGAGACCGACAAAGAGGGUGGAUUGGCGGAUCACGUGCACCAGGCUGUCAUAGAGUUGAGAUGCGAGCCCCAGUCUUUAGACAUCAACAAGGUUUCAAAUACUUUCGAAUCGGAGCACACCUCGAGUCAUCACUCGCUUGAGAGCAGUGAAUGGCACACCCAACGACAACGAGACUAUCAUGCAGAGGUUACGUUCAAAUCGAAGUUCGAUUCCAACACUGUCGAGAGCGUCAGGCAAUCAGAGAGUGCCAUGGUAUCAAACGCUGGUAGCCAAUCAGAUAAGGACACUUACAGCAAUAUCUCAUCACUGUCAUCAACUUACGCCGAGCGCCAGCUGUCUCUUUCUGAACCGGACAUUCCACAGGGUGCAGGAAUCAAUCGCACUCAGUCUGUACACGAGCACCGGUCCUCAGAUAUCAACGUAGCUUUAACAACUUUUGCGCAAACCUCAAGCCAACACUCGAUCGAGAACGGAGUUCAGAGUCCUCUAGCCACUAUACAAGAAGGACUUUGCUGCCAAUAUGUGGCGGUAGACCAGCCUUGUCAACGCUCUUCCGCUUCGAAACUUGACGGCAACGAACCAGCAGAGUAUGUGCACCAGACUGUAGAACGCAGAGCAAGCCGUUAUGAACUGGAGACAGAAAGUGAUGUUAUGACAUCACAUUCCGAUUCUGUCAGAACUGUCGAACGAUCCACAUUGGAGACUUCGGGCUGGACAUCGAAAAUUCAAAGUCAAGUGGACGAGGACACCAACGUCCCUACAUUGCUUUCAUCCCGGAUGUCUACACUAUCUCCUUCUGAUCUGGGUAUCCCUCAGGAUGCCGGGGUCUAUUUUAUACAGUGUGGACGCGAAAACCAGUCUUCCGGGGUCAAAACAGCUUCGACUGAUCAUGUGCAGACCUCAAACUAUAGCUGCUCAAUUAAGAGCGAAAAGUAUCGAUCAGCUCAGUCAUCCUCUCAUAGUUUCGAGCAUCGAUCAAUCUCCCCUGUCCACGUCUCUCCUUCCUUGGCACAAAACGAUUCAAAUUCACCGCCAUAUAUGUACAAAGCAGUUGAGAACACGCAGAAGUCAAGUUCUAUCUCAAAUGAAAUUUCGGUGUCAUCUUUUACAUCGACGACAUGUCAGAGCCAUUCUCUUGUUGCUAGCACACAAGAAGAAUAUCAUGACCAAGAUAUGAUCAAGGACCAGCCCAACAAAUGUUCAUCCUCUCCGAAAAAUGAGGCCCACGAAGAUGGAGUAACAGCAGAGGAUGUGGCGGCUAAUUUUGUCCGAUCCGAAUGCGGACACCACUUUACAGAGGACAUCAAUAUCUCAGCGAUGUCUAAGUACGCUUCGAGCAAUUACUCGACUGACAACAGCGAUGGAUGCGUAUAUUUGUCCAACUCUUCACAACAAUCGAACAACCCUCCUGGCAUGAUGAGUGUACCGCCGAUGCACGAGGGUCCCUCCCCAGCUCCUCCUGCGUUCUACCCGGUGCUACAUGACUCUUUGAAUUGUUCUUGCGUGUCACAUGUCAUAAUUGCAUCCCCUGUCUCGAUCAAGGAUGACUCCAAGGCGGUGGGAGUCAGUGACGUCGUCGAAAAAUCGGUUUCGAGCGAUGAUAACCAUCCUACACCAUGUGCUGAAGGAAUCCCAUGUGUCGAACCGCAAGAGAACGAUUGCAUGAAGGCAGGACAAACAGUCGCAUCUGCGACUUGUCAUUCCAACAUCGCUCAAACCUCGUGCCGGAUGGAGAAUCAAGACAAUACUUCAUCUGCUGCUGGCACGACAUGUUGUACGCGGGAGUCUUGUGACACUACCUCAAAACAUUCAGAUGAUCGUGGGGCGUGUACAGCUACCAUGGCGCCCAAUGAUUCUCCUUUGGCCGAUGAACAGUUGAAGAAAACUGGUGCAACUGAUUGCGCAAGUGAAUGUUGCGCAACCGCGGAAUCCUUACCAGUUGACUCAUGCUGUCCCGGACCCAAUGGACCUGCUUCGUACGUGUCGUCCAUUUUGAAGCUCACAUUGUAA